Messenger RNA from Setaria italica (foxtail millet), 2702 nucleotides. Its product is annotated as NADPH--cytochrome P450 reductase. The coding region runs from base 244 to 2352 and encodes 702 amino acids. Lineage: Eukaryota; Viridiplantae; Streptophyta; Magnoliopsida; Poales; Poaceae. The transcript has 17 exons. Gene Ontology annotation, molecular function: NADPH-hemoprotein reductase activity; flavin adenine dinucleotide binding; FMN binding. Gene Ontology annotation, cellular component: cytosol. The record is from RefSeq and is a predicted model, not a curated record.
GCCGCCCGCCCAGCUAUAUAAGCCCCCGCGCCAACCCCCCUCGCCGGCAGCAGCAUUCCUUCCAGCAGCUGCUGUAAUUGCCGGCCCCGUGACCGAACCCAUCGCCGCUGCCGCGUCCAGCAUUCAUUCACUCCUCCCGCUGCUGCCUGCUGUCGCCUCACCUACUCCAUCCGCCCGCCACCAACCAACACCGCCCCGUUUAACCGACCGACCCCGGCGCUGAUCGUCGGCCAGUCGGUGACGAUGGACUCGGCGACGUCGGGGGCGAUGGAGCUGGUGGCGGCGCUGCUGCGGGGUCGCGUCCCGCCGGAGCUGAUGGGCGGGGAGGGCGCCGAGGGCCGCGCGCUCGUGGCCACGCUCGCGGCCGCCGUGCUCGGCGCCGCGCUCUUCGUGCUCUGGAGGCGGGCCGCCGCCGGGAAGAAGCGGAAGCGGGAGGUGGCCGUCGCGGAGGCCGCGCAGGUCAAGGCCAGGGGCGCCAAGGGCGCCGCGGACGAGGCCUUCGCCGACGACGGCAGGAAGAAGGUCACCGUCUUCUUCGGCACGCAGACCGGCACCGCCGAGGGGUUCGCCAAGUCGCUUGCUGAGGAGGCAAAGGCAAGAUACGACAAGGCAAUCUUUAAAGUUGCGGACUUGGAAGAUUAUGCCGCAGAGGAUGAGGAAUACGAGGAGAAGUUGAAGAAGGAGAAGCUAGCGUUGUUCUUCGUGGCAACGUACGGAGAUGGUGAGCCAACAGACAAUGCCGCUAGGUUCUACAAAUGGUUCACUGAGGGGAAUGAGAGGGGAGUAUGGUUGAGUGACCUUGAGUAUGCUGUGUUUGGUCUGGGCAAUCGACAGUACGAGCAUUUCAACAAGGUUGCCAAGGUGGUCGACGAGCUCCUAACUGAACAGGGUGGAAAACGCCUUGUGCCGGUUGGUCUUGGAGACGAUGAUCAAUGCAUUGAGGAUGACUUCAAUGCAUGGAAAGAAGCUCUCUGGCCAGAGUUGGAUCGUUUACUUCGUGAUGAAAAUGAUGUCUCCACAGGCACUACUUACACAGCUGCUAUUUCUGAAUACCGGGUUGAAUUUAUGAAGCCUGAGGAGGCAGCUCAUUUGGAGAAAAACUUCAGCCUUGCAAAUGGUCAUGCAGUCCAUGAUGCUCAGCACCCUUGCCGGGCUAAUGUGGCUGUGCGGCGGGAGCUCCACAGUCCUGCUUCUGAUCGUUCAUGCACUCACUUGGAAUUUGACAUUGCUGGAUCUGGUCUUAUGUAUGAAACUGGUGACCAUGUUGGUGUAUACACCGAGAACUGCCCUGACGUUGUAGAGGAGGCAGAGAGGUUGUUAGGCUACUCACCGGAGACAUUUUUUACCAUCCAUGCAGACAAUGAGGAUGGUACUCCACUAGGUGGUGGAUCUCUUGCUCCUCCUUUCCCCUCCCCAAUCACCGUGAGGAAUGCACUUGCCCGAUAUGCCGAUCUUCUGAAUUCACCAAAGAAGAGUUCGCUGCUUGCAUUAGCUGCACAUGCUUCAGAUCUUGCUGAGGCUGAUCGUUUGAGGUUCUUGGCCUCUCCUGCUGGGAAGGAUGAGUACGCUCAAUGGGUUGUGGCAAAUCAGAGGAGCCUGUUGGAAGUCAUGGCAGAGUUCCCUUCGGCAAAGCCUCCCCUAGGAGUCUUCUUUGCAGCUGUGGCCCCUCGUCUUCAACCGAGAUAUUACUCUAUUUCAUCUUCACCAAGUAUGGCACCAACUAGGAUUCAUGUCACAUGUGCGCUUGUGAAUGAAACAACACCUGCUGGAAGGGUACAUAAGGGGGUCUGCUCAACUUGGAUCAAGAAUGCUGUUCCAUCAGAAGAGAGCAAGGACUGCAGCUGGGCUCCGAUAUUUGUGAGGCAAUCAAACUUCAAACUGCCAGCUGAUCCUUCAGUGCCAAUUAUCAUGAUUGGCCCUGGGACCGGUCUAGCACCCUUCCGUGGCUUCUUGCAGGAGAGGCUAGCUCAAAAAGAAUCUGGAGUGGAGCUUGGUCGAUCCGUGUUCUUCUUUGGAUGCAGAAACAGCAAGAUGGACUUCAUCUAUGAGGAUGAGUUGAACAAUUUCCUUGAGCAAGGAGCACUGUCUGAGCUGGUUCUUGCAUUCUCGCGCCAGGGCCCUACCAAGGAAUAUGUGCAACACAAAAUGGCGCAGAAAGCAUCUGAAAUCUGGGACAUGAUCUCCCAAGGUGCUUACAUCUACGUCUGCGGUGAUGCCAAAGGCAUGGCCAAAGAUGUACACAAAGUUCUCCACACCAUCGUUCAGGAGCAGGGUUCACUUGACAGUUCCAAAGCAGAGAGCUUUGUGAAGAAUCUCCAUACGGAGGGCAGAUAUCUGAGGGAUGUGUGGUAAGCUUAGGACAUAAAAGAUUCCCGAUAUUCACGGGGCAAACAUUCAUUCAUGUUACGCAAAUGUACAAGUAUUGCUGGAAGAGUACUGACAAGGGACUAAGAUCAGAUGUUUCUAGUGGCUCUGCAUUUUUUUUCCCCACCCUUUUCUCUCCUUUUUCUUUUGUUUUUGAGAUUUUAUCAAGAGGCUUUUGCACCUGUGUAUUAUAAAUUCUUUAUAUGUAUGUAUAAGAUGAGGACAAUUUUGACAACAAGCCUGGAAUGGUGAUUAUAGUUAUCUUAGAUAGGGUUUCGGGUGAUCAUCGAUUAUGUGUAAAGGUAUGGGUGGUGAAUCAUCGGUUUAUAAGCCAGAAA